Pipistrellus nathusii (Nathusius's pipistrelle) is the source of this 324-nucleotide messenger RNA. The record is from the annotation of a GenBank genome assembly. Lineage: Eukaryota; Metazoa; Chordata; Mammalia; Chiroptera; Vespertilionidae.
AUGUCCUGUUGUGGCUCCAGCUGCUGUGGCUCUUGCUGCUGCCGCCCCAGCUGCUGCAUCUCUAGCUGCUGCCGCCCCUCUUGCUGUGGCUCUUGCUGCUGCCGGCCCUGCUGCCGUCCCAGCUGCUGCAUUUCUAGCUGCUGCCGCCCCUCUUGCUGUGGCUCCAGCUGCUGUGGUUCCAGCUGCUGCCGGCCCUGCUGCUGCCCCUGCUGCUGCCUCCGCCCAGUCUGUGGCCAGGUCUCCUGCCACACCAAUUGCUAUCGCCCCACCUGUGUCAUCUCCACCUGCCCCCGCCCCAUGUGCUGUGCCGUCUGUGACUGCUGA